Medicago truncatula (barrel medic) is the source of this 588-nucleotide messenger RNA. Its product is annotated as methyl-CpG-binding domain-containing protein 11-like. Lineage: Eukaryota; Viridiplantae; Streptophyta; Magnoliopsida; Fabales; Fabaceae. The record is from RefSeq and is a predicted model, not a curated record. Gene Ontology annotation, molecular function: DNA binding.
AUUCAUCAUGGGAGCAUGUCCAAGUGAACCACAUGGACACGAGUUCUAAAGACAAGAGCAAGAUCCACAAGUUCUUUCCAUCUAGAACUCCGACAAAGAAUGAAAUUGUGUUUGCGGCACCAACAGGAGAGAAAAUCCAUACCAGGAGGCAUAUGGAGAAGUAUUUGAAGGAAAACAGUGGCCCAAAGAUCUCAAAAUUUGAUUGGGGCAAAGGCGAGACUCCAAGAAGAUCAGCAAGAAUCAUUGACAAGGCCAAGGCAGCUCCUCUAGUAGAGCAUCAAAGUGAGCCCCCUAAGAAACAGGGCAAAAAGUCAGCAACUUAUUUAAAAGCAUCAAAACGGAAGAUUGAUGACAGAGUUGAAGGGUCUGAAGUUGUCCAGACUAAAGAUGAAGAAAAGGUUGGAAAACCAGCAAAGGAGAUGAAGAAAAGAUGGUGGAAUAGAGAUUGGAAGCUUGGUCAAAGCUCCAAAUAAUGAAUAGAAUAAACUCUUGGCUUCUGUCUUCUUUCACUCUGAUAACGCCUUUAAUUCUAUCCGAUGAUGACCGUAGUUUUUGUUGUUUAUUUGAUAAACCAUUAAACCAUUGGCC